GGUCGCCGUCUGCUGGCUGAAGAAAAACAACAUGAAGUCGCUCUUGAAAUUACACUCAUUAAAAAGCUUCCUCAGGCCUUCUCUGCCCUCUGCCAUCGUCCAUGGACUCCCCGGCAGACAGUCUUCACACUUUACCUACGUUCCUGACACGGUUGCAGAGGCGGAAGGAGAGACCGUGAGGCAGAACUUGUUCCAGUCCAUCAAUUCAGCUCUGGAUUUUGCCCUGGCCACAGAUGACUCAGCUGUGAUAUUUGGAGAGGAUGUUGGCUUUGGAGGAGUCUUCCGUUGCACAGUUGGCCUGCAGGACAAGUAUGGAAAGGAUCGAGUUUUCAACACUCCCCUGUGUGAGCAAGGCAUUGCAGGCUUUGCAAUUGGAGUUGCUGUUGGAGGAGCAACAUCCAUUGCAGAGAUGCAGUUUGCUGAUUAUAUUUUCCCCGCUUUUGACCAAAUUGUAAAUGAAGCUGCCAAGUAUCGCUAUCGUUCAGGUAAUCUCUUUGACUGUGGGAAGCUGACGAUUCGCGCUCCCUGUGGUGCUGUGGGACAUGGUGCACUCUAUCACUCGCAGUCUCCCGAGGCCUAUUUUGCUCACACUCCAGGCCUCAAGAUUGUUGUUCCCCGAGGCCCCAUCAAAGCCAAGGGCCUCUUACUCUCCUGCAUUCGGGACGACAAUCCGUGCAUCUUCCUGGAGCCAAAAGUCCUGUAUCGCUCAGCUGUCGAGAUGGUACCCACUAAGGAAUACACACUCCCUCUCUCUACAGCGGAUGUUCUUGACGAAGGAGAUGAUAUAACUCUCCUGGGAUGGGGAACCCAAGUCCAUGUCCUGAGAGAGGUUGCGCAGAUUGCCCGGCAGCAGCUCAACGUGUCGUGCGAAGUGAUAGACCUCGUCACCAUCCUUCCCUGGGAUCGGCAGACAGUUUUCAAUUCUGUGAAGAAAACAGGCCGAUUGAUUAUUGCACACGAAGCACCAAUAACCAAUGGCUUUGGAGCAGAAAUAGCAGCAGCAGUUCAGAACGAAUGUUUCCUACACCUGGAAGCCCCCAUUGAGAGAGUAUGUGGCUUUGACACUCCCUUCCCACAUGUGUUUGAGCCGUUUUACCUGCCAGACAAGUGGCGUUGCUUCAGUGCCGUCAAGAAGUUACUAAACUAUUAAUAUUUGCAGUUAACAAUAACAGUUGUGCAGCUGAUGAUCAUAAGGUUGUUUUCCAUUUGGUAGUUAGUCUAAGUAACAGGUACAAAGGAAGAUAUAAAUUUUGAUUUGGACAAAAGUUUGAUCUUCCAGGGUCUGCAACAUGUGUAAUUGUGUUACUGCAUUUUAGAUAGUUAUUUUUUAUGUGAAAUGUGGUUGGACAUUAUUAUCUUUGCUCACCUGGUAUGCCAUACAAUUUAGUUUUAGAGGUUUUUACAUAUAAAAGGGAAGUGCUGAAGCUUUAGUUGUAUAUUAUAUUUUGGUAGAUUAAAUUUGAUAGGUAUGUGUUCACUAUGGUAUUUUGAUGUUAGAAUGGCUCAGAAUGAACAUUCUUUGUUUGGUAUUUUUAGUCAUUUGGUAAUAAAUUUAAACAGUUGUGUUAUCAGUUGUUUGGAGAUUAAAGUUACUGUAUCACAAACGUACUUAAGGCAGGUUCCAUCGGCUUGUAUGUGUAUAUGUAUACGUGCUUGCACAAAUACACCCUCAAACAAACAAGCACACACAUGCAAUAAAUGUACACAAUUUAGAGAAGAAUUGAAGGGAGAAAACUUGCACAAUGAUGGAAAGGAUUAUGUUCUAUAAUUUUGUUAUGCAAGUUACUAAAGAGAGUAGGACAGGAUCAGCAAGACAUGAUAUUUUAAGUCAGACUAGAUUCAGUCAUUGGACAGUAACACUCAAAUAGCAAUUAGGUUUUAUUAUUGUCUGAUGAGCGGGUCCUUUCUGACUUUAAGGUUUAUGGUUCCUUUCUUACUAGGCUGUUCUAUUUUAGCAUAUACAAUUUACUGAAUUUUCUAUUUUUAGUUCACGUAGUAUUGGGAAAUUGGGACUUGUAGGUUAAAAACUGAGCAGAAUUAGUUUCCUUAGUGUUUUUGACUGUUAUUUGUAGAAAGCGUUUUUUCGUCAUAAGAAUUUUUGGAGCAAAUUCACCAUUGGAAAGAUCAUCACAUUCACAUCUGUGGUAUUUUUUAAACGAAUCUCAUCAUGUUUUAGGUAAUGUCUGUUAUUAAUAUACAUUUGAAAUUAGUAAUGAUUUUUGAAUAUAGAAAACAGUAAGGAAGAAAGAUUUCAGUGCAAAUGAAUCCCUUGUCUGUUGUAACAUUAACUUUAAUAAAAGAUUCUCCAUUAAAAAUAUUAAUUUUUGGCAAGUGUCUUGGAGUUGCACCAUGUCAGACCUUCAAAAAAAAAAAAGAGGUUGUGAUAUCAGGUUUUUGUAGACUAGGAAACCCAAAGGGGAAUAUAAUGUUUUCCAUAAAUGUGCAAAGUAAGGUCAAAGUGUACUCAGAAUGCAAGAAUCACUUGUUGGGUUACUACAAGUUGUCUGCAAGUAUCCUAUUUAGAAAUGUUCAGAUUUACUAAAACGAAGGAGGUCCUCAAUACAUGUAAUGCAUAAAUAUGGUUUGUUCAUUCUACAUAAAACUAUUUUCCUCAGGAUUCACAGUUUGGUGUAUUGUAGAUUUCAUGCGACAGUUUAUUAAAUUUUUCUUUUGUGAUAUUUAGGUAAAAGAGUAAUUGUUAGCUAAGUAAUUAGAUGUUGUAAAUAUAAAUAUAAUUUUUUAGACA
This is a messenger RNA of Penaeus indicus, 2746 nucleotides long. RefSeq names its product 2-oxoisovalerate dehydrogenase subunit beta, mitochondrial-like (gene BckdhB). The transcript is spliced from 8 exons. Gene Ontology annotation, biological process: branched-chain amino acid catabolic process; response to nutrient. The record is from RefSeq and is a predicted model, not a curated record. Bases 32 to 1150 code for a protein of 372 amino acids. Lineage: Eukaryota; Metazoa; Arthropoda; Malacostraca; Decapoda; Penaeidae. Gene Ontology annotation, molecular function: catalytic activity.